AUGGCGACCUCUUUUAAUCCACCAACCGCCUUUCGCUUCCUCAAACCGCCAUUCUCUUCUUUUCCUUCACAAUCAUCCUCACUUUCCCAUUCUCUUCCUCAAUCGCAUUGCACCUUCAAAUUCCCAACCACUCGCUGCCGUUACUCAUCUCUUGAAGUUAAAGAUGUUAGUUAUCAACCUCCAGGGACUCAGCUUAAUCUUCUCAAUUCAGUUAGUUUUUCGCUUCCAGAGAAAAGUUUUGGUCUAAUUUUUGGACAGAGUGGAAGCGGAAAAACAACACUUUUGCAGCUUCUUGCAGGAAUAAGCAAACCAACAUCUGGAUCUAUUUACAUCCAAAAAUAUGGGGAUGAUGGAAAUCCUAGUCAAUCUCCGGAGCCCUUGGUGCCAGAAAGGGUUGGUAUUGUCUUCCAGUUUCCAGAGAGGUAUUUUGUUGCUGAUACUGUACUUGAUGAAGUCACUUUUGGGUGGCCAAGGCAAAAGGGUAAUGAUCAAUUAAGGGAGAAACUUGCGCUAGGGCUUCAGAGGGCAAUUAAUUGGGUUGGAUUAAGUGGGAUAUCAUUGGAUAAGAAUCCUCACUCCCUCAGCGGUGGUUACAAACGUCGCCUAGCCUUGGCCAUCCAGUUAGUGCAAGUCCCUGAUUUAUUGAUAUUGGAUGAGCCUCUUGCUGGACUUGAUUGGAAAGCGCGUGCGGAUGUUGUGAAGCUUUUAAAGCAUCUAAAAAAAGAAUUAACUGUGCUAGUUGUCAGCCAUGACUUGAGAGAGUUUGCGAGUCUAGUUGAUCAAUCAUGGAGGAUGGAAAUGGGUGGCAAUCUUAGACAGGAGUUACUACCGUUAUAA
Messenger RNA from Lathyrus sativus (Indian pea), 837 nucleotides. NCBI's taxonomy places the organism in Eukaryota, Viridiplantae, Streptophyta, Magnoliopsida, Fabales, Fabaceae. The record is from the annotation of a GenBank genome assembly.